AACUCGACGCGGAUUCAGUCUCCACAAUUUAUAAAAGGAGCCUCCUGUCCCGUUUUGUUGUUCGUCCUGCGCCUGAUUCAGUCUCCACAACCAAUCCCUCAGAUUCCACCAAACUUCGUCUGCCGCGACCCGUUAAGCUUCGUCUCUCUCUCUCUCUCUCCCCCCAGUUUCAAAAGAAAAUUGUCGAUCUGUAGCUUCUGCGUAGAUCCAAAUCAAUAUCCUCAAGGUGUGGUGCCCCUGCCAUUUGAUAAGAUCCGUGCGGGUCUGGGAGAAAGGCGCCUCCUUUUUCUUCCGGAAAUGUGUCCGUCCGGGGCCGCGAAGGCACGGCGGAAGCGCAAAGGUGCGUCCGGUCGCCCACCCGCCGGUAGAAAGCGCCGGCGGGCCCCUGAACCGGCGCUGGAGCCCAGCGGCUGGGCAUCUCUCCCGACCGACAUCGCAGGCCUCGUCUCCGGACGGUUGCUAGCCGAUGACGUGGUGGACUACCUCACCUUCCGCGCCGUCUGCUCGGGCUGGCGCACCAGCACGUCCGACCUAGGCAUCCUGGCCCUGAGCAAACCGCAGCUCCGCCCGCGCGGCUGGAUUGCGCUCUGCGACGGAGACGCGGCGCCCCUGGACGGUGCCGGCGAGAUCACCUUCUUCCACACGCGCACGGCGCGCCGCCUGCGCGUCCGCCUCCCCGACCUCCGGUGCCACAGGGUCGUCGGCUUCACCGACGGCCUCGUCAUCCUGCUGCACAAACGCACCACCGUCGUCCGCGUGGUCCACCCCUUCACCCUCGCUACGGUCGAACUCCCGCCCCUCGCCCCUGCCUUCCGCAGUGCGAUUAAGGACCGAGGAGCCCUGUUCCACAUGAGCGCCUUCGUCUGCUGUUCGCCUACAGCCCCCUUUUCAGUGGUGGCCAGUUUCGUUUGGAAACCAAUGGUGCUCUGGACACAGCCAGGCCGGCUGAGGUGGAGAUCAUUCACCAUGGCAUGGUGGAGCUUCAGAACUUCUUGCCCUUCCAAGGCCUGCUCUUCGCGACCACCACGUGGAAGAAGGAGAUAGUAAUGGUGUACCCUCCACGCAAAAUCUCCAUGCCCUACUCUUCGCUAGCGGAAGCCGACCAGUCGUUGAUAUGGCGGGAGUACCUCGUGGAGGUUACCGGGCGGAUGAUGCUCGUGGUGCAGCAUGGAACCGAUGACAGGGCAUGGCCAAAGUGUGCCUUCAAGAUCUUUGAGGUGGACAUCUGGGGCCAGAAGCUGCUGCCCAUCUGCAAUCUUGGUGGCCGGGCUUUGUUUCUCAGCAGUGACAGAUGCCUGUGUGUCCCGACCAUGAGCUUGCCAUCUCUCUACAGCAAUUCGGUAUAUUUCUCUCUGCCAUACAGCCCCGCUGUGGUGCAGUCUUUGUCGAGUGGGUUGUCAGAGGACCUAGCGGCGCUGUGCCAUAUACACGACAUGAAGAAGAAGACUCGCCCGUCUGUGCGACCUUUCACCAUUGCUGAUCAUCUUCUCACGUAUUGCAAUCAUCUGGAGUGGGCGAGGGGGCUCAUGUUUCAUGAGUACCGCUAUAUACCAGAAUCAUUCGUGGAAUUAAACAAGAAAAUAAAGGCACAUUGUUCUCAAGUGCACAUUCCGCGUACUGGAGCAGGAGGUUCAAAGGCCAAACUUUGCCAUAAUUAAGUAGGAAAGAAACUCUCUUUACAGACAGACUUGUGGCAGAUUGUUAUUUUCAUGAUGAAGUCUCAUUAUGUCAAAUGUUCCAAUUA
Hordeum vulgare subsp. vulgare (domesticated barley) is the source of this 1744-nucleotide messenger RNA. RefSeq lists its product as uncharacterized. Gene Ontology annotation, molecular function: protein binding. Bases 298 to 1044 code for a protein of 248 amino acids. The transcript has a single exon. The record is from RefSeq and is a predicted model, not a curated record. Lineage: Eukaryota; Viridiplantae; Streptophyta; Magnoliopsida; Poales; Poaceae.